Molecule: messenger RNA, 7895 nt
Organism: Balaenoptera ricei (Rice's whale)
Lineage: Eukaryota; Metazoa; Chordata; Mammalia; Artiodactyla; Balaenopteridae
Gene: PSMG4
Product: proteasome assembly chaperone 4
Exons: 4
Coding region: 99-683 (194 amino acids)
Biological process (GO): proteasome assembly
Source: RefSeq, a predicted model, not a curated record
GAAGGCGCGCUCGACCUCUCGGCGCUCGCCUGCUCGGGUCUGGCGGCGGCGGCGAGGCUAGACCGGGUCCGGCGCGUGCGGCGGGGCCUCCGGGCGGCAUGGAGGGGCCGGGGGCUGCUGCGCGGAGGAACGUCUCCCUGCACAACUUCAGCGCGAGGCUGUGGGAGCAGCUCGUCCACUUCCACGUCAUGCGGCUGACGGACUCGCUCUUCCUGUGGGUGGGGGCCACGCCGCACCUGCGCAACCUCUCCGUGGCCAUGUGCACCCGCUACGACCCCAUCCCAGUGUCCACUGCCCUCCUUGGGGACAUGUCCGACACGACGUCCACCGGCCUCGCCCAGCGCUUAGGUCCCAGGCCCCUGCUGCGUCGUCUUAAUCCUUGGCCUUUUCCUGCCGCUUCAGGUGGAGGAGUCCAGUCUUUCUGGAACGUGUGCUCCUUUCCAGAAGCCGGAGUUUCUCAGACUCGGGCGGCCGGAGGCCCAGCUUUUGUGGGGUUGGAAAGCCCCCCACGUGCUUCUCGGCGCAGCCAAGACCGAGGACUACAGGCAAAGGACUCUCUGAGCUUUGGGGUCCACGUGGACCCCUUCUGUCAUGAGAGGCGGACGGUUUCGGGCCCUGUGACACGGUUCACGCGAUGGGUGGCAAGUCCCGUGUCGAGCCCGUGCAGGCAGCCAGAGCGGUGACACUUUGGCCGGGACGGAAAGGCCCUUCCGGGGACCAGGUCUGGGGCUCAGGACGCUAACCUGCAAGGCCCCGGCCGGUCGUGGUUUGGAAGCACAGCGGGCACCUUUCUAGGAAGAGCAAGUAACGCAAAAUCAGGGCUAUGGAGAGGAGAGUUUGGUAUAAAUACUUUAUUAAAGAAAUACUGCUUUCUUGUUAAAAAAUACUACAUUAAAGAGAGCUCUGGGUUCUCAGUCUCUCCUGACCGAAUCACAGUGUCAGAAUCGUUUCCUGUCUAGGAACCUUCAGGCCACGGAUUAGAUUCGCAGGACAUCCACACACAAGAGAAAAGAACUCUGAAAUCUGCUGUUGCCCCCCAUUUCUCGGGGUCUACGAGCGGCAGUUGGAUGUUUCCUCUGCCUCUGCCCGCCUUUACGACGGGGAAUCUGCAGGCAGAGAAGCCACCCGCGGUCCCCCGGGGGCAGAGCCGAGGCUGGGUUUACACAGGCGCUGAAGUAGGGACAUAGCGAGACCUGAAUCAACAGAGUUUAUUACUCGUAGCCAGUGGUCAUGAAGUGCCCUUCACUGGAUACCGUCAGAUGAGGUAGGGAAGACAUUCCAGAGGAAGUUUGUUAAUGGGGCAACAUUUUUAUUUCUGUACGUUUACAUACAAAUCUCCCCCCGGGGUACGACAGCUGUGACGUCAUGCAGACAGGACCGUGGGAGGGCAGGGCAGGACUGGGAGCGGGUUUGCGCCGGGAGCGGGCACCUCCAGGCGUCCCGUCCGUCCGCGGGCCCCACGGUCCUCACGCUGAAACCUCCGGCCCGGGGCUGCUGGUCCACCAGGGCACCCCCAGCACCCCGCGGCCCAGGGGCGUGUCCUUCGGCGGCACCUCGGCCGCCCUUGUGCGGCGCCAGGAAGUGCUAUUUGCGGGCAGUACUUCCUCUGGGCGGUUUCCUUCUCCUGCUGUUCUGCGGCCGGGCCAGCUUGCCAGCCCCCCGCCCCGAGUCGCAAGUGGUCACACAGUCUUUCAGAAAACGCAACAUUUAAAACGUUUACUCUGUGUCUUGGGUGCUAGUAGGCAGGGUAUCGGAUGCGUUGUUACCGACUUCCAGACAGGAACCGAAGGCAGGAGGGUCAUGUUUGUGCCCGACUCGCUGGAAGGGGCUCCCGGCUCCCGGCUGGCUGGGACGGGGGGGUGCGGCGUGAUGCCGGAGGACGAGCUGGACCUUCCCGGGCGGCGGGCUGGGGGAGCCGGGCGGCGGACGUGCAGCGGCAGGCGCCUGAGAAGCGUCUCUCUACUCAGCACGGAGGGACCUGGGCCGAGGGGUCCACGCGUGACCACGGGGGUCUCACGGAGCAAGGCAGGACCGGCCCCGGCUGGGCUUGGGGCUGCCUCGCCCACGUGGUGUGGGGUCUCACGGGGCUCAGCCCACAGGAAGCUUUUCUGCUUUGGCCACACUCACAGCUGUCCCUCAGGCGCCCAGCCUGACCCGGGGCCGCGGGGGAGCCGGGAACCUCCCCUCCCUCACACCUGCCGGACUUUGGUCCCGGGAGCCCCGCCCUCGCAGCCAGCUUCUCUCCUAGUCCACGAGCUGGCCUGACCGCUGCGGACACGGUGCUGGGCUCCGUGGGACCAGCGUCUACUGUUGUCACUUAAGAUGCACCUCUGAACGGGGGUCUGGGAGUGCUGUGCCCGCCUUCCUGGAGGUGCCGGCCGCCCCCUGCAGCUUGAGCACGACCCCUAAACGUCUACACGGCCAGCGGGAGGGCACGCACGGCCGGGGGUCCGGCGAGCAGCCUGGUUGCACGGUGCCCUGGCGCUGGGGUGGUGGGUGCAGACACACCUGGCAGGUGUGGCCCAGGGACCCCGCUGGCCCCACGCCGCACGUCCCGCCCUGGACCGGGGGCCCUGCGGCCGGCACGCUGAGAGAGGCUGAGGUACUUCCCAGGUUUGGCACUCGAGCUGCACAGGUGUGAAGAAAGGCCUUGUAGAUUAAGGUGAAUGCGGACGGACGCUGAAACACAGGACAGACGUGACUCAAGACACCAGGCAGGGCCCCGAGCAGCUGGGCUGGGGCUCCUGGCUCCGUGCGGUUCAGUUGCUGGCGCCACGCAGGCCUGCGGGUCUGCUCGCCUCCUCACGACGUUCUCACCGAGCCGGCGGCGCCUCCCCGUGGCCGCCAGCUUGUAGGGGCGCCGUGGGGGGUGGUAGGACAGACUGGAGGGGACGGGAGGCGAGCGGGGACGCCUGGGCCUCGGGGUCCGCGCCGCCGUGGGCUGGGAGUCCCCUCGCUGCUUCCCACGGACCCGGGGCCGCGCCUUCCCUGGAAGAAGAGCCCACGGCAGAGGCACCGUGGGGAGGUGGACCCUUCCAGGAAGAAGCCAGGCUGUCCCGGCGCUGCCACAAGGCAGUGCCUGCCUGGCCAGCGAGGGCUGUUUCUCAGCAUCUCCCGUGUUUCCUGUGAAACGGCUCCAGACAGGUGCAGAGAGCCUGACCUGGAAAGGCAGGGAGACGAAGUGAGGAACACGACGAAAACCCUCGGACACCGGGGACGGGGUGGGGCUCGAGCUUUGGUGAGUUAUUGCUUCUCUCAGUUGGUCUUGAUGCUCUCGGAGGCUGCGGUCAGCCGGGCUCCCCGGUGAGGGGCCCGCUCCUCGCCCCAGGCCCAGCUCCGUGCUGAUGGAAGCAGAGGGCACGGGGCCAUCCCCCGCAGGCUCUGGGGUCUCCGCCGGCGGCCAGCGGAGCCGAGGCCUCCAAGCUGGUGAUUUCUGCGCGGUGUGUGCUCGGGACGCGGCUGACGGGCCGUAUUUGCGGGAGCACCCCUCCCUCCUGGGGGGCUGCCUUAGUUGCCUGUUUAGUUAUUUUCCUAUUGGUUUUAGUUGAGGAAGUAGCCGUGUGUUCAAGUCGUGCUGGCAGAAAAGCUGACUGCAAGAGGGGACUUUUCUGCUGGAGCUGAACCGGGAGGAGGGGUGAUACAGUAACUUGUCUCCGACUCGUUGCGUCUGCUGCUCGGGAGCUGAGCUGGGCAGACCUGCUUGGAAGACCGGGGCGAUGCCACCACUAAUUAGGAUUUCUGGUGAAAUGGUUAAGCUUUUCCCCCAAAGAGCUUCCAGCAUCAAGUAUAAAAGGCUGAUCUUGCAGGAAAGACUAAGCUGGUUUUAAUGAUACUGUGAGCUGCUUUCCCCCAGCACAUGGAGUAGAAGCUCUUACCUUACAGAAAAAACCUUUAGAAACCAUACAGACUCUAGCAAAACCCUAACCAUUGACACUUCAGUCUGAAUAAAGCGCAGCUGUGGGAGUGCUCCAGACGGUGGCUGGUCGGUCUCUGCGCGCGGCCUCCGCGCGGCCUCGGGGACAGCUGGCUCUGAGGGCGCGGCCGACCUCCCGGGGAGCCUGGGCUGCGCGGUCCUUACAGCGUGUCCUCGGCCACCGCGUCCCUCUUCCCGAGGAGGUGGCUCCAUUUCGAGAUCCGUGAAGGGAAGGGAAUAAAGUGCUUCUUGUAAAAAUGACCAAAAUAAAUACAAACGUUUAAUGGCAGAGAGGAAAGUCUUCGAAGGGUCGUUUGCAAAGUCCGCUUCCUCAGACAUGGGCUCCUCGGGGGUCCCCACGCCGGCCUCAGCAGAGUGGGCCCGCCCGUGGCCUCGCUCAGCCCGGUCCGCCCCCAGGGCCCCGCUACAUGGGCCGCCCGCCGUUGGCCGUGGUGCCAUCCGGCAGCCCAUCGCCCGCGGCGGCCGCGUCGUGCAGCCCCGAGUAGUCCUUGAGCUCGGCGUUGGUGAGCAGGAGCGGCUGCUCCCCUCGCCUGGGCGGCAGCAGGGGCUGGCGCGUGUAGUGCUCGCCGUCAGGGAUGCUCUCGGGCAGGUUCUGGUCCCGGCUCUCGGGAAGCAGCAGGAGGCAGAUGAUGCAGAUGAGCGUGCAGCAGGCGAAGAUGAUGUGGUGCAGGAAGUAGCCCUUCUGGUUGUGCAGCUCGAUGAUGGGCGCCGUCAGCAUGCCGAAGCCCGCACUGGCCAGCACCAGCCCCAGGCCGCCACACCUGCGGGGAGCGCACAGGUCGGCAGCAGGUCGGACCCACAGGCACGGGGCCCCAGCACCAGCGCACGGCCAGCUCCCCCCAACCCCUUUCACCUCCUGCAUCUACUGCCACCGCUAUUCAGUGAACGUUUUCCUCGCCAGCCCACAACUUCUUACUUCAUUUAGUUUGAAAGGUGACUGUAAUAAAUACCACCGUAAGGGGACAACCGGCCUCACUCGCCGUGAAUAACAUAACAUUUUGUUUCUCAACCCUGUAUCAAUUUACGCUGUUUUUCCGAGGCUCGCUCUUCAUUUAGAAGCGGGGAGGGCGGCCGGGGGUUAAAGAAGGCAUUAAGGACACGUCGACAGGAGAGCUGCCGAGGUGGUGGAGCCGAAAGACCCCCCCCCCCCCCCAGCUCGCCUCUUCCCAUGGGCACGCCGGGCUCACAGUUGCACGCAGAGCAACCAUCGACAAAAAGGACCAGAGCCUGCCAGAAAAGAUCUACAACUGAAGACAUAAAGUAGGAGCCACAAUGAGACGGGCAGGAGGAGCAGACGUGCGAGAUGAUCAAGGCUCAUGACCCCCACCAGGUGGGCGACCCACACACUGGAGAGCGAUUACAUCGCGGAGGUUCUCCCACGGGAGACAGUUCUGAGCCGCACGUCGGGCUCUGUAGCCUGCAGGUCCUGUACCAGGAAAACGGGCCUCCAGGGUGUGUGGCUUUGAAGGCCGGGGAUGGGGAGCUUUCAGGGGUCCCAGAGGACUGGGGGAAACAGAGACUCCACUGUUACAGGGAGUACACAAAAUCCCACGUGCACUGGGACCAAGGGCAGAGCAGUAACUCGAUACGAGCCUGGGCCAAACAUACCUGCUGGACUUGGAGAGUCUCUCGGACAGGCAAGGGGGCAGCUGCAGCUCACCCUGGGGACAUAGAUGCUGGUGGCAGACAUACUUGGGAGCUUUCUACCACGGGGACACUGGUGCUGGCUACCACCGUCUUGGCUCAUGAGCUCCAAGACCUGGUACCACCCAACCACUUGUAGGUGCCAGUGCUGGGACGCCUUGAGCCAACCAGCAGGGUGGGAACACAGCCCCACCCCUCGGCGGACAGGCUGCUUAGAGACUUCCUAAGCACACAGCCACCUCUGGACACGGCCCUGCCCACCAGAGGGCCAAGAUUCAGCUCCACCCACCAGCUGACAGGUGCCGGCCUCUGCUGCUAGAAAGCCUGCACGAGCCUCUAGACCAGUCUCACCCACCACGGGGCAGAAACCGGAAGCAAGAAAACCACAAUCCUGUAGCUUGCAGACCUCGGCUGCUCACAGCAGGCCAAUGCAAGCUUCUGGACACCUCAGACCCCAUACCCAACUGUGUUAGGAACUGGCCCCGGCCACCGGCGAUCCUACACCAGCUCUGAGAUCCCUGGGCCCUGCAGCCAGACUCCAGGACCCAGCUCUGCCUGCCAGCAGUCUGGCACUAACCCCAGGACCUGGCUUCACCCACCAGUAGGGGGUCAACAGCUCCAGAGUCGCCUGGACCCUGACUUCACCCAUCAGUGACCCGGCACUAGCCCCAGGGCCCCCGGGGAUUCUGCAGUCAGCCGCCUCCUGACCAGGCCCCCACCAACCAGUGGCCUCCACACAAGGCAGAGCUUGGCAGUCAACCAGACCGGGUGCCAACUAAGCCCACCAGACCACCCACAUGGUCAGCCCUCCAAAACAGAAGGAACCACGCAGCCCUCAUGGGGGCACCCCUAGCGCGUACAGCUUGGGUGAUGAGGGGGAGCGUGCUGCUGGGAUGCAUAAGAUGUCUCCUACAGAGGGCCACUUCUCCGAGGUCGAGAAACGUAACCCACCACAUACGUCAUAUACAAACAGCAACUCAGACAAGAUGAGGUGGCAGAGGAACAUGCUGCAGACGAAGGAACAAAGUAAAACCCCAGGAGAACAACUAAGUGAAGUGGAGAUAGUCUACCCAAGAAGGAGUCCAGGAUAAUGAUCGUAAAGAUGAUCAGAGAACUCGGGAGAAGGAUGCAUGCACAGAGCGAGGAGUUAAAAGCUUUUAACAAAGAGUCAGAAAAUAUAAAGAACAACCAGACAGAGAUGAAGACCACAGUGACUGAAGUGAAGGAGUCCACCGUAGACCACGUGAUACAGAGGAACGGAUCACUGAGCUGGAGGCCAGGGCAGUGGGAGUCACUGCUCCUGCUGAACAGAAGAAAGAAUGAAGAAGUGAGGGCAGUGUAAGAGACCUCUGGGACAACACCAAGUGCACUUAAUAUUUGCAUUAUAGGGGUCCCAGAAGGAGGAGAGAGAGAAAGGGGCACAGAACAUAUUUGAAGACAUAACCACUGAAGACUUAUUUAACCUGGGAAAGGAAACAGACGUCAAGGUCCAGGAAGCACAGAGAGUCCCGAACAGGAUCAACCCAAAGAGGACCACACCAAGACACACUGCAAUUGAAAUACCAAAAAAUAAAAACAGAAUAUUAAAAGCAGCAAGAGAAAAGCAACAAAUAACAUACAAGGGAACUCCCAUAAGGCUAUCAGCUGGUUUUUUCAGUGGAAACUGCAGGCCAGAAGGGAAUGGCAUGAUAUAUUUUAAAUGAUGAAGGGACAAAACCUACAACCAAGAAUACUCUACCCAGCAAGGCUCUUGUUCAGAUUUGAUGGAGAGAUCAAAGCUUUACAGACAAGCAAAAACUAAGAGUUCAGCACCACCAAACCAGCUUUACAACAAAUGUUAAAGGGACUUCUCUAGAAGAAAAAUAAACGGCUACAACUAGAAACAAGAAAACUAUGAAAUGAAAAAACUACGUGGUAAGGGCAAACAUAUAGUAAAGGUAGGAAGUCAUCCACAAACAAAGCUAGUAGGGGGGUUAAAAGACAGAAGUAGUAAAAUCAUCUAUAUCCACAAUAAGCAGUUAAGGGAUGCACAAAACAAUUAGAUGUAAAAUAUGAUGUCAAAAGCAGUCAUCAUGAGGGGAGAAGAGUACAGAUGCAGGGUUUUCUUUGUUUUGUUUUUGUUUGUUUUUUAAAAAUUUAUUUAUUUUUGGCUGCAUUGGGUCUUCGUUGUUGCACAUGGGCUUUCUCUAGUUGCAGUGAGCAGGGGCUAUUCUUCGUUGCAGUGCACGGGCUCAUUGUGGUGGCUUCUCUUGUUGCGGAGCACGGGCCCUAGGCUUGCGGGCUCAGUAGUUGUGGCACAAGGGCUUAGUUGCUCCGC